AUGCCUGCGAUGCUCGAAGACCCGACCGCCCCGGCCGUGAUCCACACGUCUGCUCGUGGCCCGCACCUUGCGCCGGGCGGUCCGCUACCAGUCGGCAUUGCUCCCAGCCAGGUGACGCUGCGCGACCGCGUCACGACGGCGACCAUCAUCCCCUUCUCUGCGCCGAACCAAGUCCCGCUCACCCUGCUGGCGUACCUCUGCGACCAACUGGGCCGCGAGAUAGAAAAGGGCGAUACGUACCCCAUGGUCGACCCGCUGCCGCUGGACAGCUUUGGGCCCUACUGGUUCGGCGUCUUUGGCGCCAUCAUGCUGCUAGGCGAGAUCCAGGACGGCCGCGAACUGCACGACAUGGCGCGACGGGGCUGCGACUGGGAGCGCGAGUGUCUGGGCAGCUUCUACAUCAAGCCGAACUACCCGGGCCGCUCGAGUCACGUCUGCAACGGCGGCUUCUUGGUCACUGACGCGUCGCGGAACCGGGGCGUGGGAAGGCUGAUGGGCGAGACAUACCUUGACUGGGCCCCGAAGCUGGGCUAUACCUACUCGGUCUUCAACCUGGUGUAUGAGACCAACCUGGCGUCGUGUCGAAUAUGGGAUGCUCUAGGGUUCAAGCGCAUCGGUCGUGUGAAGGAGUGCGGCAAUCUAAAGUCUCACCCAGGCGAGCUGAUCGAUGCCAUCAUCUACGGCCGUGACCUCGGUCAGGACGCCGACUUCGUUUCCGAAGAGCGCUUCGACAAGAUACGCUUCUACCUCAAGAACGAGAAGUAUCCCAACGGCGCCGACCGCGCCGAAAAGAGCCGUCUCCGCAGCGCAGCAACGCACUACAAACUAACACCGGCCACGGACGACGAGCCCGAGAAGCUCUGGCUCAAAGGCAAGGAAGUCAUAUCAGAUGCUCAGCGACAGUACGAGAUCGCGCGCGACGUGCACCACAAGUCGCACGGCGGCAUCAAUAAAACCACAGCCGCAAUCGCAGAGUCCUACCACUGGGUCCGCAUCAAAGAGACCGUGUCGCAGGUGAUCCGCAACUGUCCCGAGUGCAGCGAGAUGAACAAGGGGAUCUCAGCCAUGCGGGCGAUUCAGACUCGACCGUCACAGCAGUCCAGCGGCCACCAGCAGCAGUACUCGCCACCCUCGAGCGAUCAGCUCCCCCAGGCCAUGUCACAUCUUCCGCAGCACCAAAACACCCGCGCAGACUCACCGAGCUACCAACUCCAGCUCGAAUCCCAGCCGCAGCAGCGUCCUCAGUCUGCAUAUCCUUCGUACGGGACCGAUGCAUACGACAUGCCCCUCGACCCAGCGCUGAUGCAGGGCGUUCAGCACCUCGCAGACCUGCCCCCGAGCCCGUUUCUCGCAGCGCAAGGCGGGAGCAGGGCCGCGCAGUCUGGUCAUGACGUAGCCUUGCCCGACGCGCCGCAGGACGGGUACGCGCGCACGGCAAGUAAUGCAUCUAGCGGCUCCUACACAAACACUGGAGGCCCGCAGCGACGAGCGCCGAGCGCAAGGACCGAGAUGAGGAGACGCCUGGAGCGGGUUGCGAGGUACGGACGUCGGGACGCCGGGACAUGA
Messenger RNA from Didymella exigua CBS 183.55, 1566 nucleotides. RefSeq names its product histone acetyltransferase Spt10. The transcript has a single exon. The record is from RefSeq and is a predicted model, not a curated record. Gene Ontology annotation, molecular function: acyltransferase activity, transferring groups other than amino-acyl groups. NCBI's taxonomy places the organism in Eukaryota, Fungi, Ascomycota, Dothideomycetes, Pleosporales, Didymellaceae. Bases 1 to 1566 code for a protein of 521 amino acids.